AUGCGUACACGGACAUCUGCUCUUGCGGCGGCGGCGCUGCCGGCCCUGGUUGCUGCCGGCACAGUCCCUACCUACUCUGGAAUGUCUGUCGUAUGGUCUGCAGAUUUUGAGGGUGACGCAGGGGACUCAGUAAAUACCGAUGUUUGGAAUAUUGCCACAUCGAUCGAUACGAACGCCGAGGUGCAGAGCUACACUACUGCAGCUGCCAACCUGCAGCUCUCUGGAGGAGGUACUGUGCAGUUCGUGCCCUGGAAAUCGAAUUCCGGGUCCUGGACCUCUGGGCGCAUUGAGACCAAGACGACAUGGACGCCAUCGGCCGGGGCCAUCAUGCGGGUCGAGGCCUCUGCACGUACAGGCGGCGAUGCCUCGGCAAAUGCCCAGGGGAUGUGGCCGGCGAUCUGGAUGUUGGGCGACAGUAUCAGACAUGGCACGGGUUGGCCACAAUGUGGCGAGAUCGACAUCAUGGAGAUGGUCAACGGAAUCGACACUGCGUACGGCACAAUUCACUGCACAGCUGCGAUCUGUGACCCAGAUACGAGUGCAGGCUAUCAAGGCAGCACGACCACGGACGAUAACUGGCACACUUACAGCGUGACGAUCGACCGGACGAGCAAUGACUGGGAGACGGAGUCUAUCAACUUCAUGAAGGACAACACCACAUAUUUCACGGCGACGGGUGCGGAAAUCGGUGACGAGGCUGUAUGGGGUGCGUUGGCUCACUCACCACUGUACAUGAUCAUCAACCUAGCCGUCGGCGGCUCGUGGCCUGGCGAUCCCAACUCUUCGACGCUUGAUGGCUAUGGGAACAUGCUCGAGGUUGAAUACGCUGCCGUAUACUCCAGUUGA
Cryphonectria parasitica EP155 is the source of this 846-nucleotide messenger RNA. Its product is annotated as family 16 glycoside hydrolase. The coding region runs from base 1 to 846 and encodes 281 amino acids. Gene Ontology annotation, molecular function: hydrolase activity, hydrolyzing O-glycosyl compounds. The record is from RefSeq and is a predicted model, not a curated record. Gene Ontology annotation, biological process: carbohydrate metabolic process. NCBI's taxonomy places the organism in Eukaryota, Fungi, Ascomycota, Sordariomycetes, Diaporthales, Cryphonectriaceae. The transcript is spliced from 3 exons.